Messenger RNA from Didymella exigua CBS 183.55, 525 nucleotides. RefSeq lists its product as uncharacterized. Lineage: Eukaryota; Fungi; Ascomycota; Dothideomycetes; Pleosporales; Didymellaceae. The record is from RefSeq and is a predicted model, not a curated record. The transcript has a single exon. The coding region runs from base 1 to 525 and encodes 174 amino acids.
AUGAAGUUCCACGGCCUUCUAAUGAUGCUCGGCGCCGCGCUGGCUACCUCUAGCAAGACAAUCCCUCUGACCAGAGACCUGAGCCGUUUCGGCCCUGCUCUCUGCCGCCCACCGCACUGCGCAAUGGAACGACCCAGGGUUAUUCUCCGCAGCCUCGCUGCUGGAUACUACUUCCAGCAGGUUUCAGGCAGGAGAGUUCUCCUCAUGGGUCCUCGUGAUCGAGUCUCAUCCGGCACUGGGCGAUGGGUCUUCGGGUCUGAUCGCUCAUGUUGCAAGCGCCGCAAUGUUACUUGUCGUUUCAUCCCUUACGAGGCUGCCAAGUCCAUCUACGACCAGUACAUAUCGCUCAGCGAUUCUGAGAUCGACGACCUUCUCUGUUCUCGUAACGAAGACCCCGAACGCGAUUACGGUGACGAAGACCCAGAACGCGAACUCAGUGACGAAGACUCGGAGCGCGAUUUCAGUGACGACGACUCCGAAGACGAUUACAGUGACAACCCGAAGGACACGCGCAACGAGCUUUAG